Molecule: messenger RNA, 1680 nt
Organism: Aspergillus nomiae NRRL 13137
Lineage: Eukaryota; Fungi; Ascomycota; Eurotiomycetes; Eurotiales; Aspergillaceae
Product: flavin-containing monooxygenase
Exons: 7
Coding region: 1-1680 (559 amino acids)
Source: RefSeq, a predicted model, not a curated record
AUGGCUUCCAAAGAUUUCGCUGAAGUUUCUACGGUCAGUCAGGUCGCCUGUAUAGGCACCGGGCUGUCUGCGAUCGCUCUUGGGGCGACACUGCAAAGAUGGUACGGCGUCGAUAACAUUCGCUUCUUUGAGCGACAUCCCUCUAGUGGGGGAACAUGGUUUAUCAAUUCUUACCCAGGCUGUGCUUGUGAUAUUCCUAGCGCCCUCUACAGUCUAUCUUUUGCCCCGAAUCCAAGUUGGACCAAACUCAUGCCUUCUGGUCAGGAGAUUAAAGAGUAUAUUGAUGCAGUGAUAGAGGAGUACAAACUCAACGACAAGAUUUCAUUCUCCACUGAAGUAACAAGGAGCAUCUGGAGGGACGACGUGAAGCGCUGGCAGCUAUUCGUUCAUGAUCGCAUAACUGGCCGUGAAUUCACGCACGAGUGUCAAAUUUUGUUUGCAGCCAGCGGACAGCUCGUCGAACCUCGUACGUUCGAUAUUCAAGGAGCUGGCAGCUUUUCGGGGGAUAUCUUUCAUUCUGCCAGAUGGAACCAUGAUGUGGAAUUGGAAGGAAAAAAUGUUGUCGUUAUUGGGAAUGGGUGUACUGCUGCCCAGAUUGUUCCUGCUCUGGUGGGCAGGGUUAAAUCCUUGACGCAGGUCAUUAGAUCAAAGCAUUGGAUUGUACCGGCCGCCAACUUUACCUACUCUCCAUUCCUAAAGUGGGUGUUCCGACACGUACCAUUUUCAAUGAAAUUGCAUCGGUUUCACAUCUUCCUUAUAGCUGAGAGUGACUUCUCUAUGUUUCGAAUGACGAAGUUUGCUGCUCAGAAAAGAGAAACCCGGAAACAUGCUGCUGAAAAGUACAUACGCCAAACAGCGCCCAGUAAAUACCAUGAUCUCCUGAUUCCAGAUUUUGACUAUGGUUGCAAGCGACGCGUCUUUGAUACUGGCUAUCUCAACUCCUUGCAGAACGAGAAAGUUCUUCUUACUGAUGCAAAAAUACAUGAAAUUGUUCCAGAGGGACUUAUGACGGACAAGGGCUUACUUCCUGCUGAUGUGAUUGUUCUUGCGACAGGAUUCCAGACUAACAAGUUCGUUCCCUAUAUGGACGUCAUCGGGCGGGAUAGCAAGAGCUUGACAGAACAUUGGCUUCAAUACGAUGGGCCUGCGGCCUACAAUUCUACAGCCGUGCAUGGAUUCCCAAAUUUCUUUAUGCUACUCGGGCCUAAUUCAGCAACCGGUCAUACUUCUUCCUUAAUGGCGGCGGAAAACUCGGUCAACUACUCUCUUCGAGUCCUGAAGUCUGUGUUCAAUGGAGAAGCGUCAACCGUUGAAGUCAAGGCCAAGUCUGAAGAAGACUAUGUGUAUCAGGUGCAGGACGCUCUAAGGAAACGCGUCUGGAAUGCUGGUUGCAAUGCGUGGUACAUGAACGAUAAGAAGUGGAACUCAAUGACCUAUCCUUGGAGCCAGGCAUACUACUGGUGGCGCAGUGUGUUCCCAAACUGGUCUGAUUGGAAGAUACAGGAGGUCAAGAGAGUAUCUCGCUUUUCGAUUCGUACAAUUUUUGCUAUCUUGUUUGUCGGUUUCCUUGGUAGUUUGGGAAGCAUGUGCUUAUUAAAUAGUCCCUGGAGGAGAAUCCUCGAUUGGCCGCUUUUCAAGUAUUAUAGAGACUCUCUCGCCGCUCUUGGGGAUCGUCUGUGA